This is a messenger RNA of Paramecium tetraurelia, 819 nucleotides long. RefSeq lists its product as uncharacterized. The transcript has 5 exons. NCBI's taxonomy places the organism in Eukaryota, Ciliophora, Oligohymenophorea, Peniculida, Parameciidae. The record is from RefSeq and is a predicted model, not a curated record.
AUGAGUGAAUAAUAUUCGAAGGGUGAGAGUCAAGAAAACUCAAGUGUAUUAUCUUCAUAGGAAGAAUAAUAAAAGAAAUAGGUAAAACCAGCUGAAUUAGUAAAUCUACCAAAGGGAUCUUCAUAAUCCUUAAUAAUUAAUGAGUAAACUUCAACUAGAGAAGAAAGAAAAAUAAAAUAGUAUUUACAACGUAUACAGGAGAAAGAACGUCAGGAAGAGGCUGCUACACUUAAGCGUAAGCGGUCUAAGCCGAACCCGCCAUUGAAGUAACAAGACAGUCAAGAAUAGCCAACCAGCUCUGAAAAUAAGGAAGAAGAGGGGAAUCAACAGCUAGCUUAGUCUCUCUAGUUAAAUCCAUUGUUGGUCCCAUAGUAAAGUGUCCAAUAAUCAGAAACAUCCUCUUCAUAGACAAAGUUGAGACUGAACCCAAAAUUAAAAAUGAAGGAACAACACCACAUCUAUCUUUACUUGUCAGAUUGCUAGGACCGUAGUUUUGAAGGAAUGCAAGAUUUUUAAGCAUCCGCAACUCAAUUUUAUUCACCCUAAAAAUAAAGUAAAGAUUAAACAAGUUUAAGUCAAAUAAAUCAGGAGAUAUUUUAGGAAACUUAAUAUUUAAUAAAAAAUAUUAAAAAUUAAUAUUAAUAAUACAUAGAACCCAUUCAAAGUGUAAAUUCAAACGAUUAGAAGGACUUUUACAAUAAAUAUUUUGAUAAAAAGUACGUUGAGUCAGUCAUAAGAGAGAGUAGAUUGUAAAUUCAUAAGAAAUCAGGAUUAGAAAAAUAAACAUCGAUUGGAAAAUUAAUUCCAAAAAAACAUUGA